UACGCUGCCCGAGCUAGUAAAGGUUAAAUUACGUUGUGGGCGUAGCGGGUCCUUGUAAUGGCGACCGUGCCGUAGAUGUGCCUAGGUUUGUGAAAAUGAAGCGAAGAAGAAGUUAUUUCUUUUAAGCAAAACGCCGAGGUUCCCCAGAGGAGGACUUUGCGUCUACAACUAUCAUCCUUACAAGUGGUAAACUUAGCUGUACUUUUGAACUUUUGUGCCCUUUGAAAUGAUGAAGCUCAAGUCAAACCAAACCCGGACGUACGACGGGGAUGGUUACAAGAAGCGGGCCGCCUGUCUGUGCUUCAGGAGUGAAACUGAGGAGGAGGUGCUGCUGGUGAGCAGUAGUCGACAUCCUGACAAGUGGAUAGUCCCUGGAGGAGGAAUGGAGCCCGAGGAGGAGCCCAAUGUCGCUGCAGCUCGUGAAGUUUGUGAAGAGGCCGGAGUGAAGGGGACUUUAGGUCGCUUAGUUGGAGUAUUUGAGAACCAAGAGAGGAAACACAGAACAUACGUCUAUGUUCUUAUUGUAACAGAGGUCUUGGAGGACUGGGAGGACUCGGUUAACAUUGGGAGAAAAAGGGAAUGGUUUAAAAUAGACGAUGCCAUACAAGUGUUGCAGUGUCACAAGCCUGUGCAGGCCACCUACUUUGAGGCUCUCCAGGAGAGUUGCCUGACCAGUAAUGGAACACCUUUGGUGGCCACGAUAGGUGGGGACCUCUCCCCUACCUACAGCAUCAAUCAGAGCUCCGUCUCGGGUAUCAGAUAACUAAAACCAUAACUCUCAUACCCCCAGGAGCUUUUGCCACCACUUGCGCUCUUACUUGUAUCAUGUCAUUUCUCUUCUCUUCUCUUCUCUUCUCUUCUCUUUUUUGUCUCAAUAAAUGGUUUGCCUUGCCAACUCCUUUGUGCCAGAACUGUGGCACAGACUUGAUGACAAGUGUUGGGUGAAUAGUCUAAAACACUUUGUAAAUGUAAUUUUUGACCCCCUCUUUUUUUUUUCUUUUUACUGACAACUGCAUGAAAUGUCCCCUCGCUCCCCUCAUUCUCGUUCUUUAAUGCGCCCUUAGCGUGGUGUUUAUUGAAUGCAAGAACUACUUUUUACUGUUGUAAUGUAAAAGUGUAUAUUUAGUGCUUAAGCUGAAGGCUUUUGGUGGUCUUUUUAACGUUUCCUCCAUUUUCUUUUAUUUUCCUGUGAGUGAAUGUGCCCAUUAGUGUACUCCCCCCUGUUAUAAGGAUAGGAAAUGUUAUCUGUAUCUGAAUGAACAGAGCUGUGGGAAGUGACUUGUCUUGCAUGAGCACUGUUUUGUUGCGUCUCACUCACUCGAGUGACCUGAUGCUGACUGUGCAACAGAUUUGUGGUAAGGUCUUUGGUCUUUUUUGGUCUUUCUCUUCAUUUUGGUCCUUAUUGUGGUUAUUGAUGUCUCUUUAAUAAGAAGGAUAUGGCCCCUCACUAGUCUUUAAAUUUCAAGUGUCAAGUGUGUUUCUCUCUCAUUUGGGAAGCUAGCCAAGCACUACAAGUCUCACUCUCAAACAAAGUAUAGAUACUGUGAAGAGAGUGAAAGAAUGUCAGCAUAAAAUGUAAAGUGAACCACCUUUCUCCUCAGUGUCUUUACCUCUUUUUAAAUCCCUGUUUUGUUUCCUUUUUUAAAAUGCUUUUUUGUGACUAACUACAAAGUCUUCCUCCACAUACUGAGAGGGUAGGAGUAGUAGAUAACAAAAUCAUAGACUUGUAAUUUCAAAUUUCAACACAUAUCACUUAAGUUAUUAAAACCCAUUUCCUCAUUUUACUCCUCACAUUCAGUUUGGUUAAGAGCAAUUGUUUACAUUGUGUUCGUAACAUAACACAGGUGACCAGUGGGCACUUUUCAUUUUGGUCGUGUUUUUUUUUUUUUUUUUUUUUUUUUUGUUGAAAAACCCUUCCCUUAGUAUUUAAUCUGCAUCCCCAAAAACACUCAACACCUGCUUGACAUUGAAAGUAAUGGAAUCUAUAAUGCUGUCUUUGGCAAGAUGCAGAACAAACAAGCCUUGUACAGUUUGAGACCUCGUUUUUAACAUGUAAAAUGCUUUUGGAUACUAGUUUUUGUUUAUUUGUUUUUCUCUCUAACGUCUGGCAAAAGUCUCUUAAGCCGAGCUGCGUCACUUAGCCUCGAUGUGGCAUGACACAGAUGGCUCAAUACUGUGAAACUGGAGGCGCUGUAGAUAGCAUGUUAGAGGUUUUUAUUGUAAAUUGUUUAUUUCUGUAUAGAUCAAAGGCGAGACUACAAAUGACAAAACUCCUCUUACGCAUCUGUGAGUUGUACAUGUCAUUUCAACUGAGGCUGGUAGAACUGAUUGAAUUCAUGGCGUUGGCUUUGAUUGAUGGAAUGGAAUUUUUUUGAGGUAGCAUACAGUACACAUGAGGCUAAAGAACAAGGGAUGAGGCUGUACUUGUAGGUGAGAGUGAAGAUCCUAUUUAUAAUUGAUUAUGCUGAAAGUCCUAUUUUUUUUUUUUUUUUUUUUUAAGACCAAAACAAAUUUGUAACUUUUUUUCUCAUCUUUGGCCAAAUUAUAAAAUUAAGUACAACUGCAGUCAGAGAGUUUAGAAGCAUAGCAGACUUUUUUAAAAAUAACAAUAAUAAUAAUAACAAUUUAAAAAAAGCAGUGCUCCACUAUGCCCAGUGUAUUUUCCCAUAGAGGGUUUCCUGAUACAAGAUACUGAGGUUUUCUGUCCACAUUUAAACCUAUAAUAACAUAUUUUGUUGGCCACUUGGGGGUGGAAACAAGCUGUAAGGCCAACCUUGACAUAUUGUCACUUUAUUGGGUUUAUGGAAUGAGCUGGUUAGCCAAUAGCUGUCCCUUUGCACAUCUGGCAUAUAUAGAGCAACAUUAGCUUUCCUUUAGCACUGUUUGUGUCCAUGUGUUAAGUGCCCAGUAUUAACUCUUGUUUUAGCUCAGCUCUGGUCUCCACUAAUUUGUGAGGGAACUAACUGUGUUUACCAUUUCAUGUGAAGCAAGUAGCACACAGUUGGAUUUUUAUAGGUUUUUCUCCCCCCAUGUCUGCUGUGGACAAAAACGCUCAGUGAGAGUGAAAUGAGCUGAAAGAUGCUAAAUGCUGUUUAUUGGUUUGUAACUGCAAGCGAAUCCUUUCGGACUGAGUAGUCAUGUGUACCACUGUAAAUAUAGAAAUAUAGAUUAUUGCAGCUCUAAUUUUAAAGUAAUGUUUGUGGAUGGAUAACCUCUGAUUAGGCUUGUGUCAUGCCCCAGUGGGUAAAAGCCCUAGUUUUUGAAAGCUAACAAAACAAGUAAAACUUUUUUUCUUAAUAAUGUGGUGCUCAGUGUUGUGCUGUAGCAGAUGCACAUUUAGCUGUGAGUAAGGACUGAGAACUCCAGUAUCAUGAUUCAUCUGUCCAGAAACUGCUGGAAAAAUGAUCCCUGAUGGGACAUGUAGACUGGAAACUAGUGAAUGAAAAAGCUAACCUAGAAAAAGUUUGGGGAGACUACAGUGACAGCAGUGGUUUUCAAGUAGUGGUGGUUAUCCUUAUUCAUGGUCUUUUGUUUCAGUAAUUGUUUUGGGAGGGGGCUCAUCUGUGCCAGCAAUUCACGCUUUAGACAGUCUCCUAGUAUUGGCAUCUUUAUAAUUCCUGAAUGAAAACUUUGUUUCCUUGAACGAUAGUAUAUUUAAAAGGAGUCUAAAGUCACCUUCAGUUUGAGACUUUACACUGACUUUAUUGCUGUGUAUAUCAGAAAGGUGUGGUGGCCAAAGUCUUGCUUUAUGAUGCCCUAGCUGGCAGGUCAUGAGAUAUCAUGUUGAUUACAACUUUUAGUCUUCACUGAUAUUUGCAGUUGGGCGUUAAGGAGAUGAACCUAUACAGCUUUAAAAAAAAAAAAGAAAAACAAAAUUCGAAACCUAUCCCAGAGUAUUUGGCAAUGAUUUCAUUCACUCUUGAACGUUUGAUGCUAGUGACAGGUACUGUCAAAAUGAAUGUGAGGAGGAUUUCCACAGGUGCAGCCAGUGACUUAAUUAUUAAUGACCACUUGUUCUUUACCCAUAUUUUCUGUUUGUUCUUUUUUCUGUUGAAUUAUUGAUGAGCUAAUGUCAUGUAUAUAGCUAACACAGCACCCUUACAGCCAGAGGAUGCACUUUGGCUUUUGGUCAAUAAGAAUUAAUCUAGUUUUCUUCUCUUCUUUUUAAACUCCCCUCUAACUCAAAAGUCAGACAGUUCCUGUCCUAAAUGAAGUGAUGUGGGCUGGAGUUCAGGAGGGAAUUUAUGAAGUAAAUGUCUUCACAUUAGCACAUUGAUAUUAAUGUGGGGUUAUGAUGGAGUAAACGCAUCCUCCCCUUCUCUCUGGAGAUUUCUGCUGUAGUGAUUGGAUUUGUUUGUAUAUCACACUGAAACUCCUGAUCUUGGGGGAUGGGGGGCAGAUGACGAAUUACAGAGAGAACUUUUAGAGCUUUGCAUAAAGUCACUUCUAUAAAUUUACCAAAGGUGGUGGUUCGAAUAUGUAUUGCCCCCUCUGGUGGUCAAAGCAGAGGAUUCCAACAGUUUCCUUUAGCGCAAUGGUCAGGUGGCCAUUUUCAUCACUGAAUAACUUCAAUAACCAAAUUGACCGAAAAAGCCAUCAAAAGAUUACUCCAAAUUUUUGUGCACUUCUAGCCGUUGACCUCAGCCUUGAAGUUUCAUACUCAUAAUUGUGUUCUCCAAGGUAUAUGUGUCACUGGAAUUUUCUUUUCCUCUGUUUUGUCAUUUGGGACUGUGGAAUAAAACCAGUGUGAGAAGACUGAAGAUUGUAAUAUAAAUGUGCCAACAAAUAAACACCAGUAUUUCACA
Scatophagus argus is the source of this 4805-nucleotide messenger RNA. RefSeq names its product nudix (nucleoside diphosphate linked moiety X)-type motif 3b (gene nudt3b). The transcript is spliced from 5 exons. Bases 227 to 763 code for a protein of 178 amino acids. Gene Ontology annotation, cellular component: nucleus; cytoplasm. NCBI's taxonomy places the organism in Eukaryota, Metazoa, Chordata, Actinopteri, Scatophagidae. Gene Ontology annotation, biological process: diadenosine hexaphosphate catabolic process; diadenosine pentaphosphate catabolic process; adenosine 5'-(hexahydrogen pentaphosphate) catabolic process. Gene Ontology annotation, molecular function: bis(5'-adenosyl)-pentaphosphatase activity; endopolyphosphatase activity; diphosphoinositol-polyphosphate diphosphatase activity. The record is from RefSeq and is a predicted model, not a curated record.